AUGUGUGGAAUCUUUGGCUAUAUCAAUUACCUGGUCGAGAGAGACCGCAAAUUCAUCAUUGACACCCUUUUGAAUGGACUCUCCAGACUCGAGUAUCGCGGCUACGACUCGGCGGGAUUUGCCAUAGAUGGUGACAAGAAGAAUGAAGUUUGCGCUUUCAAGGAAGUCGGCAAGGUCGCAAAGCUGAAAGAACUCAUUGAGGAAUCGAAGCCCGAUAUGACGAAGACAUUCGAGUCCCAUGCUGGUAUUGCCCAUACCCGCUGGGCUACCCACGGAAUGCCCUCGCGUCAAAACUGCCACCCGCACAGAUCUGACCCGAAUUGGGAAUUCGCAGUCGUCCACAACGGCAUCAUUACCAACUACAAGGAACUCAAGGCUCUUCUAGAGAGCAAGGGUUUCCGCUUUGAGACGGAAACUGACACCGAAUGUAUCGCAAAGCUCACGAAAUAUCUCUACGAUCAGCAGCCUGAUAUUGAAUUCACGGUCCUUGCAAAGGCCGUCGUGAAGGAGCUUGAGGGUGCCUUUGGUCUCCUUAUUAAGUCGGCUCAUUACCCUCACGAGGUAAUCGCAGCUCGUAAGGGAUCACCUCUUGUCAUUGGCGUGAGAACCUCCAAGAAAAUGAAAGUGGAUUUUGUCGAUGUGGAAUAUUCAGAAGAUGGAGCUCUCCCCGCCGAACAGGCUUCUCAGAAUGUCGCUAUCAAGAAGUCGGCGACUGGUCUUCUUGCUCCUCCUGACAAAUCACUUCUGCACCGGUCUCAGUCUCGCGCGUUCCUCUCCGAUGAUGGCAUCCCUCAGCCAGCAGAGUUUUUUCUGUCUUCCGACCCUUCUGCGAUUGUUGAGCACACGAAGAAAGUGCUUUAUUUGGAAGACGAUGACAUCGCCCAUGUGCAUGAAGGUCAGCUGAACAUUCACAGACUCACCAAAGAUGAUGGAACCUCGAAUGUUCGCGCCAUCCAAACCAUUGAGCUUGAACUGCAAGAGAUCAUGAAAGGCAAAUUCGAUCAUUUCAUGCAGAAGGAAAUUUUCGAGCAGCCAGAGUCGGUGGUCAACACUAUGAGAGGUCGAUUGGAUGUCGCAAACAAACAAGUCACUCUCGGUGGGCUUCGGCAGUACAUCUCCACCAUUCGUCGAUGCAGACGAAUUAUCUUCAUUGCCUGUGGCACCAGCUACCACUCAUGUAUGGCGGUCCGCGGGGUGUUCGAAGAACUCACCGAGAUACCAAUCUCUGUGGAACUUGCUUCGGACUUUCUAGACAGACAGGCGCCUGUUUUCCGAGAUGACACCUGCGUCUUCGUCUCUCAGUCCGGGGAAACUGCCGAUUCUCUCGGCGCCCUUCGCUAUUGCCUCGAACGAGGUGCAUUGACUGUUGGUAUUGUCAAUGUUGUUGGUUCCUCUAUUUCUCUGUUGACUCAUUGUGGUGUGCACAUCAAUGCCGGCCCCGAGAUUGGUGUAGCUUCCACCAAAGCGUACACUUCCCAAUUUGUCGCCAUGGUUAUGUUCGCACUCUCCUUGAGCGAGGAUCGCGCUUCCAAGCAAAAACGACGAGAGGAGAUUAUGGACGGCCUUGCCAAGAUCUCCGGGCAGUUUCGAGAAAUCCUGAAAUUGAACGAACCUAUCAAACAGAUGUGCGCGAAGUUUUUCAAAGAUCAGAAAAGCUUGCUUCUACUGGGCAGGGGUAGCCAGUUCCCGACUGCUCUCGAAGGAGCCCUUAAGAUCAAGGAAAUCUCCUAUCUUCACUGCGAAGCGGUCAUGUCAGGUGAACUGAAACACGGUGUCCUCGCCUUGGUCGAUGAGAACCUACCCAUCAUCAUGAUCCUCACCCGGGACAAUAUCUUUUCGAAGUCUUUGAAUGCCUACCAGCAAGUCAUCGCCCGCGGUGGUCGUCCUAUCGUGAUCUGCAACCAUGACGACCCCGAAUUCUCUUCCGCACAGACCGAGAAAAUCGAGGUUCCGAGAACCGUUGAUUGUCUUCAGGGUCUUCUCAAUGUGAUUCCACUCCAGCUUAUUGCAUACUGGCUGGCAGUUGCGGAGGGCCUUAACGUUGAUUUCCCACGUAAUCUUGCGAAGUCGGUCACUGUUGAGUAA
Aspergillus clavatus NRRL 1 is the source of this 2085-nucleotide messenger RNA. It is a transcript of the gene gfa1, whose product is annotated as glutamine--fructose-6-phosphate transaminase (isomerizing) GFA1. The transcript has 6 exons. Gene Ontology annotation, molecular function: L-glutamine:D-fructose-6-phosphate transaminase (isomerizing) activity; carbohydrate derivative binding. The record is from RefSeq and is a predicted model, not a curated record. Gene Ontology annotation, biological process: fructose 6-phosphate metabolic process; protein N-linked glycosylation; UDP-N-acetylglucosamine metabolic process. Bases 1 to 2085 code for a protein of 694 amino acids. NCBI's taxonomy places the organism in Eukaryota, Fungi, Ascomycota, Eurotiomycetes, Eurotiales, Aspergillaceae.